AUGUUCUCCCCGUGUCUGCGUAGGUUUCCUCCGGGACCCACUUUGUUGUGUGUGUGCUCACAGGCGCCCUCUGCAGGCGGCUCCUCUCUCAACAGCCUGGUGGUGUCCUGUGCCUCUGCGGUGGGGGAGCGUGUGGCCUCCACAUACGAGUCCCUGUCUCUGCGCAGGAUGGUGAACAUGUACCUGCCCUCGGGCCUGUCCCGCUUCGGGGGCGCUGAGGCCUCUCUGGGGCAGGACUCGGGGCAGGACUCGGGGCAGGCCAAGAAGAGCUGCAGCACUGGGGACAUCCAGGACGAGGCCGAGGGUCCGAGCCGCCGCCUGUCCCUGCCAGGACUCUUGUCUCAGGGUAGAUACGCUGUUCACCUCUUAUCCUCCUCGUAUGGCUCCCUGUUGUCCCCUCGCCUCCUGAAGAGGGCGUGGCGUCCUAAGGCCCAGGCCCAGGCUCUGACUCCAGUGGGAGGAGUGUGUGAGGCCCCGGAGUGCCUGCCGUCGUUACACACAGAGGUUUGGAGCUGGGGCCAGGGGCAGCAGGGUCAGCUGGGCCACGGGGAUCAGCAGGACAGAUCACAGCCCCAGUGCAUCAGGAGCCUCUCCAACAAACAGGUGCUGCUCAUCUCAGCGGGAGACCAGCACUCUGUGGCCCUCACUGCACAGUGCCAGGUCUUCUCCUGGGGCAGUAACAGCUGCGGUCAGCUCGGGCACAUGGACCUGCCCAGUACCAUCCCCCGACUGUCCAGACUUUCAGAGGGAAUCCGGGUCUGGGACGUCAGCGCCGGCCACAGCCACACUCUGCUGCUGGCGGACGGCGACUGCAUUCAGCCCAUUCUGUACUACAGCGGGCAGCAGGUGAACAAGGGCCCCCAGGAGAGCAGGGGCCCCCAGGAGAGCAGGGGCCCCCAGGAGAGAGAGCGAGGGGGGCCCUGCACCCAGCAGCCUGUGCUCCUGCCGUUCUGCAUGAACUUGGGGUAUGUGAGCAGCGUGGGGGCCGGCGGUCAGCUCUGUGCCGCGGUCUCGUCUCAGAACGUGGCGUUCUGUGCCGCGCUGCAUGAACUGGCCUCAGCCGAGAGGAAGUUCUACUGCAGACUGUGCUCCGUGAAGAGUCAGAUGGUGCGCCCCCUGCUGGAGCACGAGUCUGUGACUGUGGUUGCAGAGUCUGUGACUGUGUCUGUGGUUGCAGAGUCUGUGACUGUGUCUGUGGUUGCAGAGUCUGUGUCUGUGGUUGCAGAGUCUGUGACUGUGUGUCUGUGGUUGCAGAGUCUGUGUCUGUGUAGUCUGUGUCUGUGGUUGCAGAGUCUGUGUCUGUGGUUGCAGAGUCUGUCUGUGGUUGCAGAGUCUGUGACUGUGUCUGUGGUUGCAGAGUCUGUGUCUGUGACUAGUCUGUGUCUGUUGUUGCAGAGUCUGUCUGUGGUUGCAGAGUCUGUGUCUGUGGUUGCAGAGUCUGUGUCUGUUGUUGCAGAGUCUGUCUGUGGUUGCAGAGUCUGUGACUGUGUGUCUGUGGUUGCAGAGUCUGUGACUGUGUGUCUGUGGUUGCAGAGUCUAGUCUGUCUGUGGUUGCAGAGUCUGUGUCUGUUGUUGCAGAGUCUGUCUGUGGUUGCAGAGUCUGUGUCUGUGGUUGCAGAGUCUGUAGUCUGUGACUGUGUGUCUGUGGUUGCAGAGUCUGUGUCUGUGGUUGCAGAGUCUGUGUCUGUGGUUGCAGAGUCUAGUCUGUGUCUGUUGUUGCAGAGUCUGUGUCUGUUGUUGCAGAGUCUGUCUGUGGUUGCAGAGUUUGUGACUGUGUCUGUGGUUGCAGAGUCUGUGUCUGUGGUUGCAGAGUCUGUGUCUGUGGUUGCAGAGUCUGUGACUGUGUGUCUGUGGUUGCAGAGUCUGUGUCUAGUCUGUGACUGUGUGUCUGUGGUUGCAGAGUCUGUGACUGUGUCUGUGGUUGCAGAGUCUGUGACUGUGUCUGUGGUUGCAGAGUCUGUGACUGUGUGUCUGUGGUUGCAGAGUCUAGUCUGUGUCUGUGUGUCUGUGGUUGCAGAGUCUAUGUCUGUGGUUGCAGAGUCUGUGUCUGUGGUUGCAGAGUCUGUGACUGUGUCUGUUGUUGCAGAGUCUGUGUCUGUGGUUGCAGAGUCUGUGUCUGUGGUUGCAGAGUCUGUCUGUGGUUGCAGAGUCUGUGACUGUAGUCUGUGUCUGUUGUUGCAGAGUCUGUCUGUGGUUGCAGAGUCUGUGUCUGUGGUUGCAGAGUCUGUGUCUGUUGUUGCAGAGUCUGUCUGUGGUUGCAGAGUCUGUGACUGUGUGUCUGUGGUUGCGGAGUCUGUGACUGUGUGUCUGUGGUUGCAGAGUCUAGUCUGUCUGUGGUUGCAGAGUCUGUGUCUGUGGUUGCAGAGUCUGUGUCUGUUGUUGCAGAGUCUGUCUGUGGUUGCAGAGUCUGUGACUGUCUAUGGUUGCAGAGUCUGUGUCUGUGGUUGCAGAGUCUGUGACUGUGUGUCUGUGGUUGCAGAGUCUGUGUCUGUGGUUGCAGAGUCUGUGUCUGUGGUUGCAGAGUCUGUAGUCUGUGACUGUGUGUCUGUGGUUGCAGAGUCUGUGACUGUGUCUGUGGUUGCAGAGUCUGACUGUAGUCUGUCUGUGGUUGCAGAGUUUGUGACUGUGUCUGUGGUUGCAGAGUCUGUGUCUGUGGUUGCAGAGUCUGUGACUGUGUGUCUGUGGUUGCAGAGUCUGUGUCUAGUCUGUGACUGUGUGUCUGUGGUUGCAGAGUCUGUGACUGUGUCUGUGGUUGCAGAGUCUGUGACUGUGUCUGUGGUUGCAGAGUCUGUGACUGUGUGUCUGUGGUUGCAGAGUCUAGUCUGUGUCUGUGUGUCUGUGGUUGCAGAGUCUGUGUCUGUGGUUGCAGAGUCUGUGACUGUGUCUGUGGUUGCAGAGUCUGUGACUGUGUGUCUGUGGUUGCAGAAGUCUGUGACUGUGUCUGUUGUUGCAGAGUCUGUGUCUGUGGUUGCAGAGUCUGUGUCUGUGUGUCUGUGGUUGCAGAGUCUGUGUCUGUUGUUGCAGAGUCUGUCUGUGGUUGCAGAGUCUGUGACUGUGUCUGUGGUUGCAGAGUCUGUGUCUGUGGUUGCAGAGUCUGUGUCUGUGGUUGCAGAGUCUGUAGUCUGUGACUGUGUGUCUGUGGUUGCAGAGUCUGUGACUGUGUGUCUGUGGUUUGCUGUGACUGUGUCUGUGUCUGUGCUGGUGUCUGUGGUUGCAGAGUCUGUGACUGUGUGUCUGUGGUUGCAGAGCUGUGCUGUGUCUGUGGUUGCAGAGUCUAGUCUGUGUGUGUCUGUGGUUGCAGAGUCUGUGACUGUGUCUGUGGUUGCAGAGUCUGUGACUGUGUGUCUGUGGUUGCAGAGUCUAGUCUGUGUCUGUGUGUCUGUGGUUGCAGAGUCUGUGUCUGUGGUUGCAGAGUCUGUGACUGUGUCUGUUGUUGCAGAGUCUGUGACUGUAGUCUGUCUGUGGUUUGCAGAGUCUGUGACUGUGUCUGUGGUUGCAGAGUCUGUGUCUGUGGUUGCAGAGUCUGUGUCUGUGGUUGCAGAGUCUGUGUCUGUGGUUGCAGAGUCUGUGACUGUGUGUCUGUGGUUGCAGAGUCUAGUCUGUGUCUGUGUGUCUGUGGUUGCAGAGUCUGUGACUGUGUCUGUUGUUGCAGAGUCUGUGUCUGUGGUUGCAGAGUCUGUGACUGUGUCUGUGGUUGCAGAGUCUGUGUCUGUGUGUCUGUGGUUGCAGAGUCUGUGUCUGUGGUUGCAGAGUCUAGUCUGUGUCUGUGUGUCUGUGGUUGCAGAGUCUGUGACUGUGUCUGUUGUUGCAGAGUCUGUGAGCUCGGCCUUGGGGCAGGAGGCCUUCUCUCUGCUGCAGUCUGUCUCUGGACGCUUCAGUGUCCUGUGCCACCUGAGCGGGCAGCAUGCGGCCAGUCUGUCCGCCAACCUGCGGCACAGACAGGAGGCCGGCGCUCUGCUGUUCCCGGACCACACAGAGCUGUUUGUGGACUGCUACCUAGAUUACUGCAGCGCUCUGGGAAACUUCCAGGUCAUGGGCGGGUUCCAGACUCUCACUAAACCCUCUGCAGAGCUGUUUGGGAAGAGCCCUGAGCUGCUGCAGCGCUUGGCCGAGUGCAGCGAGGAGAACCCUGCGAUGACCGACCUCCUGGUGGCGCUAUUCUACCUUCCCACUCUCCAUCUACAGGAAUACUCUCGCCUGCUGUUCAAACUGGCAGCAGCUUUUGACCAGAGCUCGGCCCAGCAUCAGAGGCUGCAGGAGUCCGGCUCUCUGUGCGAAGCCGCUAACCUCCAACUGAAGCAGAAACACAAACAGGCCGAGUCCACGCUGCACUUCUGGAGGAGCUUCCCUGGGAAAAUGACCGACUCUCUGCGAAAGCCCCAGCGGCGCCUGGUGUGUGAGAGCAGUAACCGGGCCCUGAGCCUCCAGAACGCCAGCCGGUUCUCGGUGCACUGGUUCAUCCUGUUCUCCGACGCCCUGGUGCACGCGCAGGGCGUGGCUCCUCAUAAGAACCCGGACGCUCUCACAGAGAGCUCAGGCUCCCAACAAACGACGUACAGCCAGUCAGCCAGCCUCCUGCCGCAAAAGGGAGUGUCCUUCGAGCCGGAUUUUGAACCAGCGACCUACAGGACAGCCUUACAUUUCUACAGGUCCUCCGGCCUCUACCAAACUGAGCUACCGAAGGUGGUCACAUCAUAA
Messenger RNA from Knipowitschia caucasica, 4698 nucleotides. Lineage: Eukaryota; Metazoa; Chordata; Actinopteri; Gobiiformes; Gobiidae. The record is from the annotation of a GenBank genome assembly.